AUGCCUCCAACUGUCUAUGUCAUUCGUCACGCACAAGGCGAGCACAAUGUCAACGACUCCCACCACCUGCGGGACGCACUUUUGACGGAGACGGGAAAAAGUCAAUGUAAAGAGCUUCAGGAGAAGUUUCCGUUCCUUCAGGACGUUGAAGUCAUCCUCGCAUCUCCACUCCGACGCACUGUCCAGACUGUCGCCUACACCUUCGCGCCUGAAUUAGAGAAACGACAGAUACCCAUAGUUUUGGUUCCCAAGGCACAAGAGAUUAGUAGUCUGGCGUGCGAUGUUGGUCAUGAUGCCGAAGUCACAAUUACAGAAGCCCCGAAGCUAAUUGCCGAAGCUGUCCCUUCAUGGGAUGCUUCAAACUUGGACACGACAUUGGUCGACGAUUCUUGGAACUCAAAGAGAGGAAUUUACGCGUCUAACUUGUCAGCAGUGCAUCAAAGGGCCGCUGAAAUGCGUAACUGGAUUUACAACAGGCCAGAAAAGCAUAUCGCGCUCGUGACUCACGGGGGGUUCUUGCACUACUUCACGGAGGAUUGGACAGGCUAUGUGCAGGGCAAAGGAACUGGCUAUUUGAAUUGCGAAUACCGAAAAUUGGAGUUUACCGAGGACUCCGACAAAACAGAAUCGCAUCUUCGUGAAUGCGGGAGCAUGCUGGGAAAACAAGCUAGACCAGCUGGCCUGGACGAUCAUUUGUUCCAUGAGAUAGAAAAAGUGGAGAAAGCGUCAUGA
Penicillium cataractarum is the source of this 732-nucleotide messenger RNA. Its product is annotated as phosphoglycerate mutase family protein-like protein. NCBI's taxonomy places the organism in Eukaryota, Fungi, Ascomycota, Eurotiomycetes, Eurotiales, Aspergillaceae. Bases 1 to 732 code for a protein of 243 amino acids. Gene Ontology annotation, cellular component: cytoplasm. The record is from RefSeq and is a predicted model, not a curated record. Gene Ontology annotation, molecular function: phosphatase activity. The transcript is spliced from 4 exons.